AUCAGACUUGGCACUUUAAAUACUGGAUUGCUUACUGGACGCUCCAUGAAAAUCGUUGACAUGCUGGAAAGGCGAAGGGUUGACAUCUGUUUUCUGCAGGAAACAAGAUGGAAAUCAAAUGGUGUCUCCCUCAUUGGGAGUUACAAGUUGUUCUGGAAUGGCCAAAAGACAGCCCAAAAUGGAGUGGGAAUCUACAUACUGGAUUCACUGGCACAAAAUGUACUGGAGGUAGUUCGAAUCAGCUCACCCCUUAUGCUGAUUAAACUCAGAAUGGGAAAACAGGUUUUCUCUUCAUGUGCACCACAGACCGGUGAAUUUAAAAACGCCAAAAAUGACUUCUGGAAGACACUUUCAGAUGCCGUCCGGAAAACACCAUCAUCAGGGAUACCAUUGAUAUGUGGCGACCUCAACGGCCAUGUUGGAGAUAAAGCAAAUGAGUUCAACGGUGUCCAUGGAGGCUUUGGCUACGGGUCUCAAAACGAAGACAUCAUUCCAGGCAAAGCAUGCAUUUCUCAACAUCGAUUGUUGGUGGCCGAUAUGAUCAUGGAACGAUCACGCCCUGUGACUAAUCGAAUGCCUACUAAAGACAUGGAAACUGAAGAACCCUAUGUUCAGGGAUAA
Molecule: messenger RNA, 621 nt
Organism: Helobdella robusta
Lineage: Eukaryota; Metazoa; Annelida; Clitellata; Rhynchobdellida; Glossiphoniidae
Exons: 2
Biological process (GO): chromatin remodeling
Cellular component (GO): nucleus
Molecular function (GO): catalytic activity
Source: RefSeq, a predicted model, not a curated record